Messenger RNA from Xiphophorus couchianus (Monterrey platyfish), 4498 nucleotides. RefSeq lists its product as uncharacterized. NCBI's taxonomy places the organism in Eukaryota, Metazoa, Chordata, Actinopteri, Cyprinodontiformes, Poeciliidae. The transcript has 11 exons. Bases 108 to 1193 code for a protein of 361 amino acids. The record is from RefSeq and is a predicted model, not a curated record. Gene Ontology annotation, biological process: cell surface receptor signaling pathway; immune response. Gene Ontology annotation, cellular component: external side of plasma membrane. Gene Ontology annotation, molecular function: transmembrane signaling receptor activity.
AGAAAGGAAGGAAACACAGAGAGGGGACACUGAGAAGUAACAGUAUGAUUUUAUGUAAUACGUGUACAUAUUAGGCUCAACUUUUAGAAGCUGUUCUGGAUGCGAGGAUGAAGCACACUCUGCUCUGCAUGCUGGGAUUUUUCUGUAUCAAAGCAACUCUGACGGCAGACAGAAUAUCGACAGUAGCAGAGGUUUCUAACAGGGUGUCAGUGAUUCUCCAUCCCAGCUGGCCUCGGAUCUACAGAGGAGAGACGGUCAUUUUGAGAUGUCAGAUCCAGGAAGUUGGAGGAGCUCAGUGGACGUAUGAAUGGAAAACAACCAAUAGAAAGUCUCUAAUACUGUGUGAAUACAUGAACAUCUCGGCCACUGAGGCUCACAGUGGAGAAUACAGCUGCAGAGGAAAAGGAGAAGGCCUGACACCAUGGAGUAAUGCUAUUAAGCUAACUGUAUCACCCAAACCUCAGCCUGUCCUCUCUGUGUCUCCAUCAUGGCCGAAUCCUGGAGCCUCAGUGACUCUGAGCUGUGAGGGUUUGGAGCAUCAAUCAGAAGGAUGGAGGUUCUUCUGGUAUAAAACUGUUCCGGAUCCAUCCAGCCACUAUAGCUAUGAGCUGCUUCCUGGCAGCACCAACGGGACCGAGCAGAACUCCUUCAUCAUUAAUGGACCGACUCACACAGCAGGAUUUGUGUGCAGAGCAGGAAGAGGAGAACCAAAGUUUUACACUUAUUACAGUAAACUAAAGUUUAUCUGGUCUGCAGAUCCUCGUCCAGCAGCUUCUCUCUCAGUGAAUCCUGACAGAGUUCAACACUUCAGAUCUGACUCUGUGUCUCUGAGCUGUGAGGGAAACUCUACUGAGUGGAGAGUGAUGAGGUUUAUAGAAAGAGAUCGACUGUUGUACUUUACCUGCUCCUCCUGGGGGACAAUGACUGGAUCUACAUGCACCAUUGACGUUUCCUGGAAUAAUGAUGGAGUGUUCUGGUGUGAGUCUCGAUCUGGAGAGACUAGCAACGCCAUCAACAUCACUGUGCAGGGUGAAGAUAUUGGCUUAUUAUUCGUGUUAAUGCUGCAGGCAUUCAUUCACACUAUUGAGUCCCACUUUUCUGGUUGCUCCAUAAAUUUCGCUUCACUUCUUCUUCUGCAUACUUUGCUCUAUUUUCACCAUUCAACUUUUAUACUAUCCAGCUUGCUCUCCUAAUGCCGACUAUUUCUCUUGGUAUUCAUAACCUUCAUACUUUUUGUAAUAUUCAGCUUUUUAUGAAUUUUUCACCCCAUGGGGGAAACCGCUCCAUCCUGUGGCAGAAUUGAGAAUUACAAUAUAAAAUGUUUGUUGUGUUUCACAGUGGAUGUUUUAGGUCCUGCCUAUCAAUGGCAAUCAAUCAUCCAGUUUCAGGCCUGAUGGAGGACACAAGGCAGCGGCCAUUUUGAAGUUGGGCAGUUUAACAGCUUUUAUGCUGUUUAACACCUGGGAAUAAUUUGACCUUUUGACGUAGUUUUUUUAGUGCUGCAUGUGGCAUGUUUUUUGUAGUCACCGUGUAAACGAUGCCUCCAAACAAAUGUUGAUAUCUUACGAACCAUAAAAGGUUUGGAUUUCAUCCACUCACCGUUUUUAUCAGAAUGAAUUUUUUAUCAGAAUGAAUAGGGGAACGUUUCUGUCUUUCAGAUUUUAGAUUUUACAUGAGUUUUUUAUUUUUUAUUUUAUUUUAUUGAAUAUGUUACUGUAACAUUACAGCCUAAUGAUACUAAUGAUAGCCUAUUUGCUGUCAUUAGUAUUUCAGCUAGUUUUAGCUUUUUAGCUAAUUUUGGUUUUUACGUGGGUUUUUCACACUGCAUGGACUUUUUCUUACCUUUCUGCAAGUCUUCAGCAGUUGGCUCCAAACGCUUUUGCCAUUUUCACCAAAAGAAAGCAUACAGCAUUCACGCUUGCAUUUUCAUAGGAAAUGCACACUUUCUAGUUAUCUUUUCGUUGUUCUCUUUUUGCAUUUAAACAAAAUAAAUAUAUUUGUGUUAUAGCUUUGAUCUACUUAAAAGCCAAAGCUUUAAGUAGGCCGAUGCUACUGAUUUCUAUCUCAGCUGACUGCUGAGAUAGCGAUCGGUUUUCAUAGUCGCUAUCUCUGCAGAGCAAAAGACGCCUCUUGCGAAUAUGUUAAUCCGUCCUCAUUGGUUUGACACAUUCUCACCUUUUGCAAAGCAGCUAACACGGACGCCUUUCAAGCAGACCAGACUCCAUUGUUUAACUAUGUUCAUCAAAUGUCGGCUGUUCUCUGGUCAUAUUUUGGUUUACGUUGACGGUAUUUUCCGUAAUGGUUCAGAGUAUUUCGUUUCUGUUAAGACUAUUUCAGUUUUCGGCCAGUUUGAAAAGAAAAUGUCAUGCAAUCAAGUCAAUUUUAAUUUUCAUUCUGAGUUUGGGUCCAUUUUUUGUUUUGUUUUUUUACAUGACAAUUUAUCACAGACUAUGCAGAAAGAUACGUGAGAUACAUGAUAUACAUGUCUCUGGCAUAUUACUGAUGCCAGAGACAACAUUGAUUUAUAUUUAAUUCAUAUCCAGCAACCUUUUUCAGAUUAUCCAUUUAAUGCCCUCUGUAGUGAACAUUAGACCUGACUAUUUAGCCAUUUCACAUACUUUGGUGAGCUGAGCAAUGAUGGAGAGCCUUUUCCUGAGAUCUAACGAGAACUCAGACUAGACUUGUGAGGAGGGUGUAUGGUCCUUUGGAGUGGAAAUUAAAAACAUGUCGUUAAACCCAAUGAACUGUUCAUAGCUUACAUGUUCAUGUAUUUGAUGAACCGUUUGUUGAAAGUGAAUUGCAGUGGGACACUAUAAACAAAGCUCAUCCAUAACAAUAGACACAAAACUACCCCUGAGAAAAAAAAGAAUAAAUCAAAAGAGUCCACUAAAUAUUAGUUUAUUAUUGUACGUGGUUAAGUCCUAUGAUCAAACUAGAUUGAAUGUGUUUCUGAUUGGACAUAAAUAGAGAAGCUUUUCGGUUUUAAAAUUCGGUUCCAAUUUUUUAUUUUUUAUUUUGGAUUGAUAACUAAAUUGCAUUUUUAUAAAAAUGUUAUUACUGCUGAAUUUUACAAGAAAAUGGCACUGUCAAAAACACUGACCAUUUUUAAUCAGUUUUGCUCCUACCCAACAUUGUCUGAUUGUUUUACAGAUCGUUUUUCUGCUCCUCUCCUGGUGAGCCCUGUUCAUCCUGUGACUGACGGAGAUCCGGUUACUCUGAGCUGCAGAGAUCAAAAACAAAAACUUCUCUCCAAUGUGUUUUUCUAUCACAAUGAUAAACUCCUCCAGAAUGACAGCAGAGGGGAGCUGAAUAUCUCUGCAGUGUCAAAGUCAGAUGAAGGUUUCUACAAAUGUCAACAUUCAGGAAAAGAGUCACCAAGGAGCUGGAUGUCUGUUAGAGCCGUGUCCAGUCCUGCCAGCUCUUUACUUCUAGUGCUGCUGAUCAUUGGACCAGUUAGUGGAAUCGUUCUCAUCAUUCUCCUACUCUUGUUGUGGCGCUGCGUCGGAUGGUUUCUGAGGCGCAGUCAGAGCUCCACCACCAGCCACGCGACAAACGAAGCUGGAAGUCAGGUUUACAGCUCUCUGCUGCAGGGUGACACGCCUCUUUAUGAAAGAAUUGAAACUUGCAAAGCCACUGGAAAUGGAAGGCCUCCAGAGGAAGAUUGUGUGUACGUUAAUGUAAAUCCAGUAGUUUCCUGUGAAGGUUAAAACUAUCAACCAGAACAAAGGAAAGAACAACAGAAAAGGAAGGUGGCGUCCAGGCAGUAAUGGACGCUCCAGUGUUUUCUACAAUCAGGAGCAGCUGCCAUGCAGGCUUCAGGCUUGUUUGUUCUGCAACACUUAAAUUAACCAGAUUUAUAAAAUGUGAAAAGUUAAAACAUAUUCAUCACUGGUUGUGAUGCUGAGUGUAGUUCUGCCAGUUUAAUGUGCUAAUGGUUUAUUGUUUUUAUGUUUACAGAAAUAAGAUGGUGAGUUUCCUAAAGAAGUACUGUAGAUGUAGAUAAGUUAAAGAGCUACAACAGAAUCUUUGCGGGAUUCGAAUGAAAGUUACAAACUCUUUUUACUCAUUUGUAGAUUUUGCUGAAUUUGCCAUAAAAUCAAGACUGUAAGCUUUAGUGCUGUGCAAUUGUCUUCAGAGAUAACGUGUCAACGACUAUGUGUUGUAGUGUGUAAAACAUCACUGAGAAUGUUUAAAAAAUGUUUAUCCCCCAAGAGACUGCAAUCAGAGGGGGGGAGUAACUGAGCUACAUUUACUCAGCUACUUUUACUUGAGUAAUGUUAUGAUGACAUGUUACUGCUCUUCGUUUAUCCUCAGAGAGCUACUUUAUUGAAUGAAGAGCAAAUUUGUUUUAACCAAAGACUCAUAUCCACAGUUUGUUGAAGUGAGAAGUCUUGUUUGUACACAAGCCGAAUCAUUUUAAUGUUAUUUCCUAUCUGCUGAGACUUUUAGGCCAUUUAAAGAUCAAUAAACCAUGUGCAUUAUCACCAUGUGUACCUUA